GGCCCGGGCCGUCCGCCUGCUGGCUGCCUACACGGCGGCGGGGCGGCCCCGGGGCGCUGCUCGGGGCGCGUUCGGCAGCAGGAGGCCGGCGGCGGGGCGGCAUGCUGCCCGGCUUCUGCCGCGGGCACCCGGGGCGGUUGCUGUGGCUGCUGCUGCUCUGUCUCAGCCUCCCGGGCGGCAGCCUCGCAGGUCUGUUGAUGACAACAUGGGAUGCCAAUCAUACUCAAGAGAAUGCUUUGACUCAGAUGCACACUGGACUUAAUUCAUCUCCUGAGCCCAUAACAACUACACAGACUGUCAGCCAAACAACUUGGGACAGCGUUUCAGAUCAAUUGACACUUGGACAUGAUGUAUCUCCACCUGGUCCAGAUCUUACCACGUCAGAUUUUAAUGAGGUCAUCAAAGUGAACAAGUCUAAACCCCCUUAUGUUGAGUAUGAGGUGCUCCUUUCAGGUGAAACUGGUUCUUCUGUGAAAAAAAACAUCCCUUUGGGCAGUGCAGUUAUUAUUGAGCUGUCAUGCAGACUGGCUGAUAAAUAUUCUUACAUGAAAAUUCUUCAGGUGACUUGGAAGAGGGGAAAUGAAACAAUCAAGCACAUCAAUAAAACUGAAAAUAGCUGGAGCAUCCAAUUGUCUAUCUCAGAAAACAGAAAACUGGGAAGUUACACUUGUACUGUGAAAGGUGAAGAAAAAUUUAGUGUGGUGUUUCAUUUACAAGUACCGGAGAUUGAAGGAAGAGAAAAACCUGUCAUCAGUUAUGAAGGUGACUCAGCUAUACUGAUUUGUAAAAGUCACAGUUAUACUCCCAUUGCUUGGACCUGGUACAUGACCAAUGGAAGUGAACAGAUUGCCAUUAAUGACUCCCUGAUGUUGGACAAGUACAUAAUAGAUAGAGCAGAUCCUAGUGUAACCCAUCUGAAAAUACUGAAGCUCACCAAAGAAGAUGAUGGUGUAUACUGGUGUGAAGCUGCUUUUGAACUAGGGAAAAGUAAAGGAAAGCUGAAGCUUAAUGUUUUGACACUCAUGGUGCCACUUAAGCCAUUUCUAGCAAUAGUGGCUGAAGUUGUUAUUUUAAUAACUCUAAUUUUCAUUUUUGAGUUUUAUUCGAAAAAGAAAGAGAAACGUGGAGAAGAUGAAAAAGAAUUUGACCAAAUUGAGCAACUUAAAUCAGAAGAAAGCAAUGGUGUGGAAAACAGUAGUGCAAGGCACAGAAGGAUUUAAUCUGGUUACUAGAAAGGGAAGCUGAGCUUACAGAAGUGGAAAUGGUCACAAAGUUAAAGAAGUAUGCAGCUAUCAACUGUGCUUCUCUAUAAGCUCUUCUACAGUUGCAAGAAAUAAGAUGCUUUUAAAGUAGCUGUGAAAUGGCUCAUUUCUUAUAAAUAAUGUAUCCUGAUAUACUGCAUUUAGACUCUUGCUGUCUGUAAGACUGAUGUUUGUCAUUUUACUGCUGAAAGGCAGGUUUUUCUGUUUAGAUUUCAUAUUGUUGUAUGACUGUGUUUAGUUCCAGCUUAGGACAAAAUUAACCUUGCCUUUACUGAAUGAAUAGGUAAUACAGAAAGGGACCAUUAUCAAAAAGGGAAUUUCGAAUACUUGUUAAAACUGGACUUGCAAGAUCAGAAAUGUAUUUCCACCAAAGAAAAUGCCUUUUACUGGCAGGUAAAGCAACUGUGUCAGUGCCAUUUUUACCAAAGAGAUGUUCAAGGGGAAAUAUUUAUCAUGAUCUAUGUAGAAUAACGGUGGUUUUGCAAUUGCAGUGAAUAUUAAAAUGUCUUAAUUUUAACUUUUUGCUCAGCUUCGUUUAAUUAGAAGGAAGUAAAAUAUGUUCUGGGUACUUAAGAGAUUAAUUUCCAUGAGAUGUCCUCCUAUAUGGCUGAGAUACCAUAUUUUAUUUCCAAAUAGGCUGAACAUUCUAAAUAGACAACAAGCUGAAUGCUGUGCAGAUUAGAUAUUUUGGCGUUAUUUCAGAACAGGUGGAAGAAGGAAAAGGGAUACAGUAUCGUAUUAAACAUAAUUGAAAUAAUUACUUGAGCAAAUUACUGCAGCUCGAGAGCUGCAGAAUCAGUUCAGUGACUACAGUUAAUACAGAGAUUUUCAGUAAUCUACAUACAUGCCUCUUAACAUACAUUGUAUAAUUAGUAUUCCCACUUGCGUAUGGUAUUGUUCUUUGACAAACUGCAAUCAGAGUUCAGUGAGGGACUUGAGCAGCUAAAGUUUCUAGGGUAAUAGGUAAAGCAUGUUGAGUACCACUAGUUCUGUUGCACAUACUUAUGGCACUUUAUAAUUUCAAAUGUACCAGUUAGUUGUAAUAUAUAUUCAGCAAUUGAAAAUGGAAAAACAGUUAAUUGCACUAGUGGCCUUUGCUUGCUAAUCCAAAAGAAAAAUCAGAAGAGCAUUUCUUUUUAGAACAGGGGAAAGUAGGCUUUUGAAGGAUUUUUCUCUAUAAAAAAAUGUAAGGAAAAGACAGGCAGUAUUUGAGAAUUCCUUACAAAGUGAAAGGAAAAAAAAAAUCUGAAUUGCAUUUCCUUAAGCGGCCAUUUCUCUUUGAAAACAGGAAAAGGUAUAUAGAAAAAUAAAAUGGAAACAAAUAAGAGGAAAGGAAUUAAAGCUGUUUUACUGUUCCUAUAAGUGAAAACAUCAGAAUUGUUUAUUGCAUAUAGUUAGCAGGUUUGACAGUUCUAAAUUACAGCCUAAAUAAAAAACAGCGGGAGGAAUACAACCAUGAAAUGGUAGACUGUAGGGGCUGAACACUGAUAAAGAUUUCCCUUGCUGAGGUACUGUGUUUACUGUAUUUUGCCCUAGAUUCAUAUGCAUUAUUAAAAGCAAAAAAAAAAAUAAUAAUACGUUUGUAGGUUUUUAUAUGAAUUUCUUAUAGUAGCAUUUUUGCUAUAGCAAGUACAUUUUUGCAGGUUAAAAUACUUCUUUAUAUUGUUUGUUUGUUUGAAACAUAUUACUAGUCUGUUGCUUUUUGUAUACAACUUACUUCUGCCUUCAUUGAGCAUUCCUGCUUGAUCUCAAAAUUGUGGUAUGAGGUCUUGGCUACCUGUAAGUGAGUUGCAUCAACAGUGGUGGGUUUUUUUUUCUUUGUUGUUGUUAGUAAUAAAGGGCUGCAGUGAAAGCAGACUGGAACCAGGGAACCCUGAAGGAAGCAUGUAUUUUAGAUGUAUUGUGAAUUCCUCCUCUCAGGACUGCAGUAAUUUUGCUCCAACUGCCUGCUGAAACAUUACUUUGAUCUUUACCUCCCUCCAGUGUGCUCUGCUUGCUGUGCCUCCAAGGGAAUUGGUGCUUUUGUUUCAUUUGAGAAGUAGAUCUGUUCCUCCUAUGUUGGCCAAAGACACCAAAUAAGAGCCACAGCAAUCCCAAACCCAAGUAUAAGAAUACUGACUGAUGAACAAUUCAAAUUAGAAGAACUUCAAGUUACAUGCUUGGAAACUUAUUUCCACUAGUUUCAAAUAGCUUUGUAGCCUUAUUUUCUUAUGCCAAAACAUGCAUAUAUAAUACAUUGAACUGUUUAUGGAAAAAAAUAAUCCAAAGUUCCAAGAUCUGCAACAUUUUACUAAAGCUGUCUUUAAAUGGCCUAAAUUUAUUGUUCGUGACUGAUAGAGCCUGUUUUUGUUGUUGAAUCAUAUAAGGUUUCAAACUCGUAAUGUUUGCUCCAUCUCAGCCAAAAUGUUUUCUUUUUCCAUGAAGAAGUUUUGUCUGAUUUGCUUAUCUAUUCAUGCUUUCAUUUAAAGAAUAAAGACUGUACUCUUUUUUUCAUUAUUAGGGUAAUAUUUUCAUCAUCUGACUUGCUGAAUUAUUUUCAAGUUGACAUUAAAAGUUCUACAACAGUGCCUUGAAGGAAGCAGUAUGUCUUAGCCAUGGUUAAGUUAAUCUUUUCUCUUUUUGCAGUAUGUUUGUUAAAGAGUUUCCUCUGAAGCUUAACAGCAAAUUCUGUUUUUCUAGUAAAAGUACUGAGCCUAAUGCUUUUAUCACACUUGCCUUAUUUUACAUUCUGAUUUUAUACAGUGCUCCUUUGACUGUUUUAUUUUUUUUUUGCUUGAACAGAAAGAUGUAUACAGAAAAUGGAAUAUCUUCUAUAUGUUUAUGUAUUUGUAAUAGAGUAGUUACGAGUUCUAUGAAGUAGUAAUAUUGUACUUAGAAAUAAUUCAAAUAAACUUCACAAAUCUAUAAUGUUGCGAGUGUACUUAUCCCCUUCACAUCAAUAAAGUGAAAUUAGACUUCA
Molecule: messenger RNA, 4221 nt
Organism: Numida meleagris (helmeted guineafowl)
Lineage: Eukaryota; Metazoa; Chordata; Aves; Galliformes; Numididae
Gene: EMB
Product: embigin
Exons: 11
Coding region: 102-1220 (372 amino acids)
Source: RefSeq, a predicted model, not a curated record